UCUACCCACCCACACCGACACACAUCACACACACACAUCACACCAUCACUCUACCCACCCACAGACACCCACCCAUCAACAUCACCCACGCACAUCGCUCAAUCGCUCCGAAUCCAUAACCAGCCCCGGGGGGACACCUCCAUCACCGCCACCAUGCUACAGCUGCUGCGUCUGCUGCUGCUGCUGUUGCUUUGGACGCUGCACGGUAGCGGCAGGAGGGCCCAGGGCAGGGAGCUGGCCAUCAUGGGCCUCAUCCCCAUGCACGUCAAGUCGGGUCCCGCCGACUCUGCCAGGGGUAUCAUGCCCGCGGUCGAGCUGGCGCUGGCGCGGGUGAACAGCAAGGGGAGCGGCGCUUCGCUGACCCAGCACGGGCGUCUCGCCAUCAAGUGGUACGACACGGAGUGCGACAACGCCAAGGGCCUCAAGGCGUUCUUCGACGCGAUCAACUUUGGGCCCAACACUUCGCUGGUGUUCGGCGGCGUCUGCCCCACCGUGACGGCCACCAUCGCCGAGGCCCUUCUCUCCUGGGACCUCGUGCAGCUGUCGUUCGCGGCCACGACCCCGGUGCUGGCCGACAAGAAGAAGUAUCCCUUCUUCCUGCGCACCGUGCCCUCGGACAACGCCGUGAACCCGGCCAUCGCGCGCUUCCUGCGGCACUUCAGAUGGCGCCGCGUCGGGACCCUCACCCAGGACGUGCAGCGCUUCUCCGAGGUGCACAACGACAUGACGAGCGAGCUGGAGCGCGCCGGGGUGCUCCUUCGGGACGCGCAGAGCUUCUCCUACGACCCCUGCGCCAACGUGCGCAAGCUCAAGGACGCCGACGUGCGAAUCAUCCUGGGUCAGUUUGACGAGGAGAUGGCUGCCAAGGUUUUCUGCUGCGCCCACCGCGAGGCCAUGUUUGGCAGCAAGUACCAGUGGGUGGUGCCGGGCUGGUACCGCGAGCGCUGGUGGGCGCACGCCGGGGGCCUCCCCGCUUCACCCGGUGGGGGGAAACCCGAGGGCCGCGGGGGUCCCGGGGAUCCCGGGGAGCCGAGGGCCUCCCGCGGGGGCCGCACGGGGGGCCCUUGCAGCGAGGCCCAGAUGAUGAGCGCGAUGGAGGGCUACGUGGCCGUGGACUUCGUGCCACUGGCGACCAAACCCAUCCAGACCAUCUCCGGGCAGACCCCCCAGCAGUACUUCAAGGCCUACGAGGACCACAGGCGGAUGCUGGGGGAGCCCUACAGCAAGUUCCACGGCUACGCGUACGACGGCGUGUGGGUUAUCGCACGUGCCAUGCAGAAGGCCCUGGGGGCCCCCGCGCAGCGCAGGCAGGGACGAGGUCACCAGCAACAACCGUCCGGCCGCAACAACAACAACAACAACCAUAACCCGAACCGCAACCACAGCGAGCUGAAGUUCGGGCAAAAGCUGCUGAACGCCAUGAACGAAACGAGCUUCUACGGCGUAACGGGCCAGGUCGUGUUCCGCAACGGGGAGCGUUUGGGUACCAUAGAGUUCACGCAGUUCCAAGAGGGCCGCCACGUGAAGGUGGGCGAGUAUUACGCGGUCGAGGAUGUCCUGGACAUCACCAACGACACGAUGCGCUUCCAGGGUAGCGGGCCCCCCGAGGACCGCACGAUCGAGGUGGAGGAGCUGCGCAAGGUGUCGCUGCCGCUGUACGCGGUGCUGUCAACGCUCACGCUGCUCGGGAUGAUCCUGGCCACGAUGUUCCUGUUCUUCAACAUCAAGAACCGCAACCAGAAGCUGAUAAAGAUGUCCAGCCCAUACAUGAACAACCUCAUCAUCCUGGGCGGAUUGCUCUCCUACCUCUCCAUCUUCCUCUUCGGCCUCGACGGCGAGCUCGUGUCCGCUAGCUCCUUCCAGAGGGCGUGCGCCGCCCGCACGUGGAUCCUUACGCUGGGCUACACCACGGCGUUCGGGGCGAUGUUCGCCAAGACGUGGCGUGUCCACGCCAUCUUCAAGAACGUCAAGAUGAAGAAGAAGAUAAUCAAAGACCAGAAGUUGGUUGGCAUCGUGGGGGGCAUGCUGCUGAUAGAUCUGGGGGUGCUCACCACGUGGCAGGCCAUGGACCCCCUCAAGCGCACUAUCGAGCAGUACCCCCUCGAGCCCGACCCAUCGGGCCGGGACUUGGCGAUCCGGCCGCAGCUGGAGCACUGUGAAAGCCACCACAUGACUGUGUGGCUCGGGAUCAUCUACGCCUACAAGGGGCUGCUCAUGGUUUUCGGCUGCUUCCUAGCGUGGGAGACGCGGAAUGUCUCCAUCCCGGCGCUCAACGACAGCCGCUACAUCGGCAUGGCGGUCUACAACGUGGGCAUCAUGAGCAUCAUCGGAGCGGCCGUCUCCUUCCUGACGCGCGACCAGCCCAACGUGCAGUACUGCGUCGUCGCCCUCGUCACCAUCUUCUCCGCCACCAUCACCCUCUGCCUCGUCUUCGUGCCCAAGCUUCUGGCGCUGCGCACGAACCCGGACGCGGCGACGCAGGCCCGGCGCCUGCGUUUCGCGCCGGGCAAGGCGACGGACGACCAACGCAACCUCCUGGCGAGCGGCGGCACCGCCCCCGCCGGCUCGGCCACGCGCACCAACACGCUGCACGUGGACAACCGCAAGCUGCGCAAGAAGAUCACCGAGCUGGACACGCAGGUGGAGGAGCUGACCAUCCAGCUGUACGACUCCAUGGAGGACAACCCGUUCUUCCCCGAGGGCGAGAGUCGCUCCUGGGUCAACUACGGCUUCCUCGGCUGUGCGGGGGGGGCCGCGGGGCCUGCUGGAGGAGGCGGCACGGUGAAGGAGCUGCUGACCCAGCAGCUCGAGGCGCUGGUGCCAACGUCGGGGAACCCAGCCACUCGGCCACAACAACAACCACAGCAGCAGCAACAACAACAACAACAACCGCACGAGUCGCCCGGCAACGGACUCCGCCGCCUGUCGAUCCAACUGCCCAUCCUUCACCACGCCUACCUCCCCUCCAUAGGGGGAGCCCCCGCGGGGGACUCGAGCCCCUGCACCACGCCGAGCCCCCUCGAGACGCUGCCCCCCCCGGCGCGCCUCGGGGUUCGCUUCUCCACCGCCGGGGGGAGCGGCGGGGGAGGGGGCGCUUCGGGGGGGGCGCCCAGGGUGGGGGCCACCCCCAACGGGGGGGGCAUCCGUGCCAUGUGA
Petromyzon marinus (sea lamprey) is the source of this 3156-nucleotide messenger RNA. The record is from RefSeq and is a predicted model, not a curated record. Lineage: Eukaryota; Metazoa; Chordata; Hyperoartia; Petromyzontiformes; Petromyzontidae.